UUACAUUCUCUUGUGCAAAAGUAUCUAUUAAAAAAAAGAUGUGUGAUUAUUUGUGUUGUUGUGGAAGUGACGACAUUCGUAAAAAAAGAGAAUCAAAAGUGUCGCCGGAAUUGAUUGGAAGCGGUACGAAUUCGACAAUAACUCAACGCAGCGUGCAAGUAGCGCCAGUAAAACGCGGCUGCACUGAUGUAUUCUUUCUAAUCCUUCAUAUUACAUUCAUAAUCGUCCUGGCAGUUCUCGUGAGCUAUUGUAUUGUACAUGGAAAUAUCUAUCGGAUCCUUAAUGGAUAUGAUGAUUGUGGGAAUGUUUGCGGUGUUAUUAAUGAAAUGGAUAAUAAAUUAGGAUGCAAGGGUGCUGACAAAAGAAAAGAAAAGUUCUUGCUGGUUGAAAAGACACAAAACAAUUAUGAUCCAGACAAUCCAUAUAUCCAUAGACAAUGUGUUGAAUCAUGUAAUACAGUUAGUGGAUAUCGAACAUUCCUUAAUAGAUGUGUACCGACAAAUAAAGGCGAAGUAACAAGCGAAAAUCUUUUAUCGAGGACAGGACUUGUCAAUUAUUUUCAAGAUGUCUCGGAAGACUUAUCAGAAUGUUGGCGUGAAAUUAUUUAUGUCUGCAUUAUCUCCUUUGCAUUCUCAUUCAUCGUUCUUGUGCUUUUUCGAUUUGUCGUCGGAUUUGUUGUGUGGAUUGUUCUUUUUGCUUCCAUUGUCGUUAGUAUUAUAGCAACGAUUUUUUUAUGGGUGAAAUAUGCACAAUAUAGAAAGGAUCCAGAUAGCGAGAAAGUCAUGACAUAUUUGGUAGCAGCAAUUAUUGCAACAUGCAUAACUGUCAUCAUUUUACUUAUGCUUCUUAUUAUGAGGAAACGCAUCAAACUAGUUGUAGAACUUUUCAAAGAGGCAGGAAAAGCUUUAUCAGACAUGCCUGUACUGCUUUUUGAACCUUUGUUGACUUUUGGAGCUUUGAUUGGAACAAUCGCUUUGUGGCUUUAUAUUGUAUUAAUGAUUGAAAGUGCCGGUAAACUUGAGGUGCAUGAGUCAACAUCUGGGGCAUCCAUGAAGCAGAUAAGUUACAUAAAAGAUGGUGUAAUGUCAGCUACACGAUGGCAAAUUACAGUUACCCAUUUUAAUGAGCUUUGGACAUUUGAUAAGAUAUCAUCUUGGGAGUAUUUGUCUUGGCUCGAUUAUCAUUGCGACUAUACAGUUGUUGAGGAUUAUUCUAAAAUGGACGGAGUCUAUGUUGAAAAACUAUCAAAAUCAAGUAACGACAGCACUCUUGAGAAUGUGUCAGUGCUGUUUGGCAUGUUUCGAAAGCUUCCUACAAUAUUUAAGCGAGCCUUUCAACUUCUUUCAUCAAAUGCACUACGUGUCAUUGCCAUCAAUUCUGUAGGCGACUUUGUAUUAUUUUUAGGGAAGGUUUUUGUCGUUGUUGCAACAGUACUGAUUGGAAUUGAAAUGAUUCAAAACUUGCCGGGUCUUCAUCAUCCAUCUGUUCCUAUAGUUCUAUGUGCUAUAUUUGCAUUUCUUGUUUCUCAUUGUUUCUUGACGGUUUACGAGAUGACAAUUGACACAAUCUUUCUUUGUUUCUGUGAGGAUUGUGAGAUGAAUGAUGGAAUUUCGAGGCCAUACUUUAUGAGUCGAAAUCUGAUGGAAUUUAUACAAAAUUCUAAAAAAUCAAUGGACAUUGCAGCAAGUAAAAACAAAGAUUCGUGGAAUGGGAAUGGAAAUAUUCAGACAGUUGCUGCUAAAUAA
Molecule: messenger RNA, 1745 nt
Organism: Chironomus riparius
Lineage: Eukaryota; Metazoa; Arthropoda; Insecta; Diptera; Chironomidae
Source: the annotation of a GenBank genome assembly